Molecule: messenger RNA, 2278 nt
Organism: Anopheles stephensi (Asian malaria mosquito)
Lineage: Eukaryota; Metazoa; Arthropoda; Insecta; Diptera; Culicidae
Product: dynein regulatory complex subunit 6-like
Exons: 4
Coding region: 153-2171 (672 amino acids)
Biological process (GO): SCF-dependent proteasomal ubiquitin-dependent protein catabolic process
Cellular component (GO): SCF ubiquitin ligase complex
Molecular function (GO): protein binding
Source: RefSeq, a predicted model, not a curated record
GCCGCUCACCACGGUGGAAGCUCGGGCGGGAUGCCUUCCGAUGUGGGUUCGACAAUCGUCUCGACCAGCGCCAGUUUGCUGAGUGAGUUCUAACCGGUAGGACGUUUCCCAUAAAUCUUGAGAAGCCAAAGACCAAGAGCAGAGCAUAGAAUAUGAUGGAUUUCUUCAUUGCCAAAAAUCACAACACUCCCGUAGAACCUCCGGCACCGGUGGUCGAAAUGCUUACCUUACCCUUUCCGAAGCAAAACGUUCUUGACCAGGAAGGGCACAAAAAUGGCAUCGAGGAGGUAACGAAGGAGUUGCCGAAAAUUGCGCCCAAAGACCCAACGCCAGAGCCGGAGAUUUUUACGGGCUUUAACUAUCUGCCGAUGGAGCUGCUGUUGAAAGUGAUGAAACAAAUCUCCGUCGACGAUCGGCUAGCGUGUGGUCAAACGUGUCACCGGUGGAUGGAAGCGGCCCACUACUAUCUGCCAUUCAGCCAGCGUAUCGUGUACAAGUUUACCAACGUCAACUUCACCGACUACGAGCCACCGAUCAAGAACUUUCUCGGCGCGUUUCGCAUCUUCCCGCGGAUCGCGAUCAAGUCGUGCACGUUCUACGGCAACAGCCAGUUCUGGCCAUUGUUUGGAGAGCAUGUGGUCGAGCUGACGAUAAAGAACUGUCUGAUCAAGGAUACGGAGCUGCUGCACAUCUUGGAGAACGUGCCAAAUCUGCGCCAGCUCAAAAUAGAGCAGUGCGACGAACUGUUUCGUUCGUGGUAUUUCGAGAAGCGCAACAGCUGCUGCGAGUCUCACUUUGUGCUGCCGGACCUGCUCGAUGUGUCGCUCACGAACAAUGACUUUUUGGACGAGCUGCACUUCAACAAGCUGAUGACGCUCGCCCCGAAUAUUGCGCAUUUGGACCUUUCGAACUGCUUCAAGAUGAUCGCCUCGCAUCGGCGGGUCGCGAUGGUCGAGCACAUCAUGCGCUUCAUCAACAUGCACCAGUUCCAGCUGCAGACGCUCAAGUUCAACGGGACGCUAGCGAUCGACGACAUCUGUCUCAGCACGCUGUCCAUGAUCGAUGGGCUGAGCCUGGAAACGUUCAGCAUGACGUUCUGCGAUAAGAUACCGGCCGCGAUCAUCGAUCUGCUGCGCCGUCAACCGGACCUCAACAUCACACAGGACCUUGAGUGGAAGGUGGGCAGGCAUCCGAUAAAGGCGCCCGGGUUCAUUAGCUUUCUCGUGCGGCAAACCAAUCUGGUGCAUCUGGAUCUAACCUCCUCGCUCGGCAUUACCGACGAGGUGAUGGAGCUGAUCACGACCUGCCUGCCGAAGCUGAAAACACUCAAACUGCGUCGCUGCAUUCUGGUGACGGACGAAGGCAUUAUGAACAUUGUCAAUCUGGAGCAUCUGGAGGUGCUGGAUCUGUCGAACUGCUACCGCAUCUCCGAUCACGCCAUGUACCGUGGGGUGAUAGGGCGGAAGGUGAAAAAUCUGAAAGAGCUGUACCUGUGCGAACUGCCCACGCUGAGCGACUACUCGCUCAUCCAGGUGACGCUGAACUACGAGAUGCUGCAGGUGCUCGACCUGAGCAACAGCCCGAACGCGGCAACGGACGCCACCAUGCAGUACAUCAACUACUAUCUGGUGUCGCUGAAGCAGUUGAACCUGUACUGCUGCACAAAGAUUACCGAUUCCGGGCUGACCGGGAUCGAUCUGCCCGUCAAACCGAUGAUCACCUGGGACCAGGAAGAAACGUUCCCGCUCGAUCGGCUGUUUAAGCUACGCUCGCUGAACCUGAUCGGCUGCUACCGGGUGUCGGAUCUCUCGCUACAGAACGCCUUCAAGCUGGCCGAACUGAAGGAACUCCAUCUGGCGCGCUGUUAUCAGAUAUCAGAGAACGGCAUCUCGGUGCUAAGCCACACUGCCCGGGCGCUGGAAUUCAUCGACAUCAGCGAGUGUCCGCUCGUGAACGACAACUGCAUCGAGCUGCUCACGUCCAACCUGAAGCGGCUGCGCACACUGAAGGUGAACAAGUGUCCCCUGCUGACGAACGCCUGCCUGGAGAUAAUCGGACGAAACUGUAGCUACUUGAAGUUUCUGCACGUAAGCGAUUGUCGCCGGCUGAAAAAACCUCGUGAGCGCCUCGCGCACCUUCCAUCGCUGAAAGCGGUCUACGUUGAGUGGUAGGAGGUCGGCGAUCCGAAUCUAGCGAGUAAGAAAGCGUACCAUUUUACACACACUGCUAAGGAUAAAAACAACAAUAAAAAACAACGAAUCCUAUUUUAGAACCAAAA